This is a messenger RNA of Spirometra erinaceieuropaei, 1234 nucleotides long. Lineage: Eukaryota; Metazoa; Platyhelminthes; Cestoda; Diphyllobothriidea; Diphyllobothriidae. The record is from the annotation of a GenBank genome assembly.
AUGCACAAAGGGAACGCGGGCUGUCAGCGGUGUACUGCGGUUGGGUAAGAGUAUUUGUAUAAAGUGCUUAUGACAAUUGCAUCACUACCCGGCCCCUUACUGACCCCCUCCCUAUUUGUUAUAUCGGUGAUCUCCACGGCAUGCACCGUUUAGUACGCAUAACGUGAACAAUGUUUAAGAUACCUGGACGUACUCCAACACCACCGCACCAACCUACAGCAAGUCGGCAAUCUCCCGACCUUGGCGGUCGCUGUUUUACGGGAUUUGCAAGUAUCCAUGGUGAGAACAGCUGGUAGGCCUACGUAACCCUUUUAAGUUUAAAUUUAUCCGCCGUAACCCAAAUUGGGGGACCAGGCGUGGAAGUACAGAUAGACGAGACGCUCAUAAGUCGCGGCAAGUAAAACAGGGGACGACCGCGGCGGCAGUUGUGGGUCAUAUAUGUACGAUACACGCAGGCGGAAAGCCCUAUUUGAACAGAUUAACAACCGCAGCUGGGAGUCCAUGAGGCCCGUCAUAAGGAAGUGGGUGGCUGCUGGUAGUGUUAUCGUAACCGAUGAGUGGAAAGGUUGCACCCGCCUACCGUCCGAAGGUUGUAGGCACUGCACUGUGAACCGCCGUAGGGGCUUCGUGAAUCCCACAACGGGACGGCAUACGAACGCCAUAGAGGCCAACUGGAGCAGAUUAAGGGGGAACCCUAAUAGCAAGCGAGCUCGCCGCAAGCCGGUGUACUUGGGGGGGAGGGGGUAGUGGGUCUGGAGCCUGCUCGCGGUUUGGAUUUGUUCCCGGGUCGGCUGCGUCGGCGUCGCCAAGGGCGCAAGCGGCCGCGCAUAGUUGCACUUGAUUAUCGAUUGGCUUGGUGCCCGAUAGUCCUCUGCCUCUUGCCGGUGCCACUUUUUGCUCUCUCAUGCUGCACUGCACACGUCGUGUCUCGCUCUACGCUGACAAUGCCUACCCUAACUGUCUUUGUUUUUGUGUUCGCUUGUGUCUCCUUUUACGCACAGUUAUAUUUACUCCUGUUAGUAGGCGUUCAUACGGCGUCAAGCCUACCUACUGCGAUUGCAGCCGUUACCUACUGACGAUGGGAAAGCUGGUGAUUGAGGAAAGCCUACAAACGCCAAAUGGAUAUGCUAACCAACGAGCGCGCAGACGAAGACUGGAAGGUGUGACUCUGUACUUCGUCCACAUGCUCUCCAUGCCUAACUACAGUGCCUGUGGCCGCUACCGGCCGGUCUAA